Molecule: messenger RNA, 765 nt
Organism: Vicia villosa (hairy vetch)
Lineage: Eukaryota; Viridiplantae; Streptophyta; Magnoliopsida; Fabales; Fabaceae
Exons: 1
Coding region: 1-765 (254 amino acids)
Source: RefSeq, a predicted model, not a curated record
AUGGGGUAUUGGCGAGGUAAUGUUUGGUUCUGGACUGUGAUCAGAGCGGAAGAAGUUCUUGGACUGGAUGCAAUAACCGAAUUGGAAGAGUUGCGAAUUUUAUUGAGGGAUGUAAAUCUGAGACGCAAUGUUGAAGAUGUUCUCAUAUGGCCUUUUGAUGCGUCUAAGUGCUUUACGGUGCGGUCUUGUUACAAUAUUAUUAUGCAGGAUCUUGGUGUUGCAGUGCCGGAAGACGGCUUCGGACAAGGGCUGAAGGUCAUUUGGGAGGCCCAGAUUCCAUCCAAAGUCCAGCUGUUUGGUUGGAGGAUGCUGAGGGACAGCUUACCGACAAGGAAUCAAUUGCUAAAGCGAAGGAUUAUUCAGCAUAUACAUGAAGAUACAUGUAUUUUCUGUGAGCAGCAAAAGGAAGAUAACCCCCAUCUAUUCAUGUUGUGUCCUAUGAUUCAAAGAUUGUGGAGAAACAUAGCUCAAUGGCUGGAUAUAGACAAUUUUUAUGCGGCUGAUUGUUGCAGCCAGCUUCUGAUAGCCGUGAAUAUGUUGUCGGGCAGAAUUCCAACUAAAAGGGUGGCAGCCAUUUGGUUGACAGCUUGGUGGUGCAUUUGGAAGAUGAGAAACAACAUGAUAUUCAACAAUGCGGUGUUUGAUAGUGAUGAAUUAUUUUAUUCGAUCAUUUGGUAUUCUUGGUGGUGGCUCGCAAUUGCAGCUAAGGAUAGAAUCAAAUGUAAUCUCUAUGAGUGGUUUAAAAACCCUCUGUUGUGUAUUUGA